UCGCAGGGAUUAUCAAAUUUCCCGCCAAAAUGUUCAUUCUUUGUCCUCCGGCAGGGCAACAUGGCGAUCAUUGCAGGCGAGGUGAGAUCUUCUUUAUUUUUCCCUUUUUAUCGUUUGCUAGUAGCUUAUAUGAAUGGCUUUUAAUCAUUUGACGUUCAUGCUUAAAGUCUGUAUAGUAAUCGCAGAGCACUUUCGAAUGGGAGAAAUUAUUGAUCAAGUCAUUUUGAAUUCCACAUGCUUGAAUCGCCAACACACAGUCGCCGUGUAAAUUGACGCUUCAAAAAUCCCUUGAAUGAAAGUUUGAGCUCUCUGUGUUUAUUGUCGAUUUUUUAUGCGAAAUUCACAGCGAAGAUGGUAGACGAAAUGUACAGCAGGUGACCGUUCUAAAACAGUAAAUUUCAUCGCGGUUGCUGAUUUCAACACGACGCUGGUUUGCGCCAUCUUGCUUGCCCGGUCAUAUUAUAAACACUUUGGCCAGUGGCCGAGCGCUUUAAUUUUCAGGUCGUGUGACUGAAAAAAAAAAGUUGAAAUCUUCAUCAUAAUUUCUUUAAGAUUUUUACGUAGUCUGCUAUAUUUUAUAUUAUGGAUAUAAAAACAAACAGUGAGUGUGAUAGAAAACAGUGUGAAUUGGAAACUUGUUCAUCAGUGUAUGCGACCUUUAAUGUUACCCUUGAAUGGUUGUUUGUACUAGGAGAGGCUGCUCUCUGAGAUCUGAAUGACCAGGUCUAUAGGGCGCAUUUUUUUGACAGAAGAUUGUUCUGAACUAUUUCUGACAAUUAAUUAGUCUUUUAUUUUGUCCAGUAAGUUUUGUUAUAAUACCCGUAAAAUUCUGAAAAUAAGCCCCGGGACUUAUAUUUUUCAAAGGCCCUUUUUCAGGGGCUUAUUUUUGGAGGGGCUUAUAUUCGGAGGGGGCUUAUCUACGGAGGGAAAUUUGCAUUUCAAAAUCGAUUGGGCUAGUGGUAUAGUUAGAAGUAAAUUUACUGUUUUUGCUUUGUUUUGCUUUGUGUUUGAGGGCAAUUUUCCAAUUACAAGCCCCUGGGGGGCUUAUAUUUGGAGGGGCAAUUUAACGGAGGGUUUUUGCAUUACUGGAUUGGGGGGCUUAUAUUUGGAGGGGCUUAUACAUGGAGGGGCUUAUUUUCGGAAUUUUACGGUAUGUUUUCAUUGGCUAUUGUAGAGUUGUACAGUCAAACCAUGUUAAUAUGGACACUGAGGGGGCCAUAGAAUGUGUCCGUCUUAACUGGGUCUCCAUAUUAAGCAGAUUGAAUGUAGAGAAAAUACAAGGGCUAGGGACAAGGAAAACUGUCCAUAUAAGGAGGUGUCGUCCAUAUUAAGUGGGUGUCUGUAAAGCGGGGUUUGACUGUAAUUGUCAGAGACAAGAGCAGAUGUAUCUUUGGAAAGCAUAUAUUGUUUUUUCUUUUUAAUUUUGCAAACACACAAACAAUUACAAUACAUUACAUUUACAAUUCAUUACAGGUAACUGUCAUGGAAAGCAUACCGUAAAAUUCCGAAAAAAAGCCCCGGGGCUUAUAUUUUUCAAAGGCUCUUUUUGAGGGGCUUAUUUUUGGAGGGGCUUAUAUUCGGAGGGGCUUAUCUAUGGAGGGAAAUUUGCGUUUCAAAAUCGGAUGGGCUAGCCUUAUAGUUGGAAGUAAAUAUACCGUUUUUGCUUUGUUUUACUUUGUAUUUGAGGGAAAUUUUCCAUGUACAAGCCCCUGGGGGGCAUAUAUUUGGAGGGGCGAUUUAACAGAGGGUUCUUUGCGUUACCGGUUUGGGGGGCUUAUACACGGAGGGGCUUAUUUUCAGAAUUUUAUGGUAUUUUAGUUAGAAUUAUUACAUGAUAUAAAGUUAUUUAUUUCCUUUGCAUAAAACAAUGUUUAGUAUUAAAUGAAAAAAAAAAAAUGUUUAAAGUGAAAAUAUGCUGAAUAAUUUUAAAUUUAAAUCUUAAAAUACUUGUUAGUAAAACGUGAUUUGUUUAGUCAUGGAAAACCCUGGACAGUCAUGGAACUUAUUAUUUUUAAGUGCAGGUUAGGGAAAGUUAUGAAAAUUAGUAAUGCUCCUGGUAGAAAACCAUUGAUGAAGCAUGCUGUUUAUGCCUCAGAGGUGAAAAAAGGUCAAAAAUAGUUUUGAAAAGAACUGCUUCGAAAGGUUGUGGAAAGGUAUGAAAUUUUAACCCUUUCAUUUGUAAAAGUGGCUGAAAUGAAAAUUCUCCCUAAACUCUAAAUUUCUUUUUUGUAAAAUCUUUGGAAACAAAUAGGCAUAGUACCGUGCAAAAAUCCUGUGAAAUGGUUGUGUAUGAAUGGUAAUAACAUAAGAUUGUGCCUGCAACCAACUGGAGGGUCAGAAUGACAAACCCUCUCACAGUAGCUUGGUUUUAUUAAAAGUGUACAAACCCAGCUAAUAGGGUCUUCUAAGUGGGAACAUUUACAGCAAGGUGCAUGGUAGCUGUGAUUUUCAAUCACCUGAAAAGUCUAGACAGUGAUUAAACUCAGAUUUUUUAUAUAAUAAUUGGGUGGAUUUGUCCUGGGGCAGACUCUCCUAUGAGAAAGAUGGAAUGCUUGUUGGAAAAUUAGAAAACAAAAAACUCUAAAGGAGACCAAUUUGGGUAUGACUCAGGCUUUAUUUGACCCGUAAUGGAGACCUUAGUCCAACACAGGAUGAUAUGGCAUUUGUUAUUCAAGAAUUACCUGUAGCGAUACCCUUAUGGGUAAAAUAUUGGCUUUCCAUCCGGAUCACCGUAAAUGGGACAAUAAUCUGGCAUAAUUAUUUCUAGCUCUUGUAGACAAGGCAGGACAAGCAUCCACAUCAUUUGCAUGUGGAAGUCCUUUCCCAUUUUAAUCUUUACAUUAUAAUAUUUGCACGACUCAAAAUUAUUUUUUUUGGAUAAGUAACCCUUUGGGUUAGUGCUCUUAAAUUUUGCCAACCAAAUUAUAAAGUUUAUUAUCCAAGAAUCUGAUCUUGAAAUAACAAUAUUUUGAAUAUUGAAAGUAGUGCUAAUAAAUGGGCAAACUAAUGGAUGGAUGGAUUGGUUCAAAAUGAAAUAUAUGGAAGAUUUAAUACUCAUUUACAGUUUCCUUUCAAUUACAUUACAUGAGGGCGGGGAAAUUCACCAUAAAUACUGCAAAACGUUGUUUGUUCAGACUCACCAAACUGCAGCCAGGUGAAAGCCUUUUUUGAUUUUUGGUGGAAAGUUUUCUUUCUUCAUACACCCUUUGUGCGAGAGCCAUGUUUAGUGUUUGAAAUUGUACUUCUUCCUUGUUGUUUUUCUCGAUCUUCCAAGUCCUCUUCACAAAAAAUUUAAGCGGUGACCUUUUCCUGAAAAAACUAUUCGAGCAUCUCUCUAUCUGAUCUGUGUAACAAAUAGGUUGCAUAGAUGAGCCACUUGCAAAUGAUAUAUUAAGGCUGUGUCCAAAUCUUCCCAUCCAACAAAAGCCGAGUUACCUCGAGUUCUGUGAAAUGCACAUUUUUCAUGUUGUUCAAUAGUGCUGUAAGGAUAUCUUUUAGAACAAUAAAUUGAAUGAGAUAGAACACAAAAAGAAAUGGGCAAGAUUUUCAAGGACAGAAAUUUUUACUGUUUCAGGGUUAGUUAGGCUCAUUUUUAGUAACUGACUGUUAGCAACUACUAACCAUUGGUUAGUAGUUCACAAUUCAUACCUCUUUUAAAACCUUUUUUGGCUGAAUUUCACUUCAGCUCUCCAUGCAGUGUAGUCCAGCAAGACUGCUAAGUGAACCUGAUGUUAUCCUGCCAGUUAAGUACCUGUUUGAAAGUGACCCUGAGCUAUCCAAACAAGAGGUAAGUCUCACCCCUAUUCUCCCAUGAGCACCAUUGCCUUUUGCAGAUGUUCAGAGUGGAGUGCAGGUGAAAAAUAGAGCGGGAGAAACUGAGGAGAGAUUUGGGAGAGUGGUGAAGGCAUGACUGUAGAACUUAUUCAAAAGAGAAGCUGUAAUGCUGUUUUCUCCAAUCUAUCCCAGCUUCCUUUUUUGCUCACUUUUUUGUCACCGGUGGUCCACCAUCUGAAUGGCUGGAACGGCUGUGAGUACCCAAAAUACUGAUGAAAGACAAAUUGGAAACUCCAUUUGAUAAAAUGCUUUUAAUUAAGCCUCUUUCACCUGAGAAAUGUAAGAAUAUGGCACAAGAAGUCUUGCAAACUUAAACUAUAAGUAUAUUCGCCAUUUUCCGCAUCUGCUAUAAAACACCUUGUUUGUCCCCCCAAAAAUGUUUUUUAUAACAUAUGUUUUUAAAAUCCUCUGAUUAUUAUUCUUCCCAAGAGAAAUUCAAGGCAAAGCUUAUUUAAAAAGUGGGACGCCAAACAAUGUGUAUUAUGGAAAGAUAGGCAAAUGGUGAAUGCAAGAACUGAUGAAAAGGCUAUCAUCAAAAAAACAAUCAGUUAUUGACAUGUUUAAUACCACUUGAGAACUAAAAUUGUGCAAGAAUACCUGAAUGAGUCUAGGUUCUCAAAAGUAAAUGAGCUAAUGUUGACUACUCAGCCUGCCAAUUUCAAGGAAAACACCUAAGGAAAAUUCAUUCAUUUGCAUUACUAUCCAAUCGUGCCAGCUACCCCAGAAAAACUGCAUUCCGUCUGCAUUGUUAUCCAACCCUGCUCAACACCCCAAGCAAAAUUCCAUUCCAGCUGCAUUCUUUAUCCAAUCCUGCUUGACAACCCAAGAAAAAUUCCAUUCCACUGGCAUUGUUAUCCAGUCCUGGCAACACCCCAAGGAAAAUUCCAUUCCACCUGCAUUCUUUGUCCAAUCCUGUGUGACACUCCAUGAAAAACUCCAUUCCACCUGCCUUGUUAUUUAAUCCUGCUCUACUUUCGUAGGAAGAUAUUCCAUUCCACCUGCCUUGUAAUCUAGUUCUGCUCUGCAUGUACACUCCAAGGAAAAUUUAAUUUUUCCACCUUCAUUGUAAUCUAAUCCUGCUCUACCCUCCUUGGAAAUUUCUAUUCCUCUUGGAUUGAUAUCUUAUCAGCUCUCCAUUCCACCUGCAUUGUUAUCCGCUCCUGCAGCAAGGCUUCAUUUCUUCUGUUCUCCAGUGGUGCUCUGGCAUUGGUUCCUCUGCAAAAGGCCAAUGAACGGCUAGUUACAGAUUCACUGUGAUGUAUUUCAAAGCUGGAAUACAUCUCAUUGGCUCAGGGUUUUCCUUAGCCCAUCAGACAGCACUUCCUCAAAAGAUUGUCAUCUAGUAUACCGCAUUAAAUAGUCCAGUGGUCCAUGUCAGUUAUCUUGGAGGGUGUUGAUGAGUACAAGAUCAUUAUCUAUGAACAACUGCAACACGAUUUUUGCAUUCAGGGUAUUUUGUUUCAACUCCCAGGUGCUCACAUCGGACAUUCAGUGGUGUGCAAUUCAUGGUGCUGUGAGUCUAAUUUCUGAUAUUGAAGGGGUGCAUGCUGAUCCAGAAAAGACAACAGCCUUUGACCCAAUUUGAAUUUUUCUGCAAAAAUAUUAUAGCAUUGUUACCAGGGGUUGGAAAGUAUGGUAACUAGUUGAAUGAAUUUGUCUAACUACGUCACAAGGAAACUAUGUGUCAUUGGAAAGAUAUGCAGCAAAUCGCCAAUCAGUAGGUCAAAUAGAUCCCAGUCAUACACUCAUCAUUGCAGCACGUGCAUCAUCAAAAUGGACUUGGAGCAGUUCUCAUUCAGACCCAGGCCAGCGAACAGUGCCUUUCUGUUUAGGGAAGUUCUGAUACCUAGAUAAACUGGGCAGUCAUCGGAAAAAUAAUCACUUGUCUUAAUCUCGGCAUGUGAUUUGGCUUAGAGAGUGUGUGCUUGGACUCAGCUUUACUCUGAAAGCAGUUUGCAAGCUUACCCUUGCACCACUUCUGACCACAACUAAACUGUUAAGGAUGCCAUUCCAGAUACUACAUGUGCUUCUAUCUCAAAAUGAUGAUGUAUAAUCCUACUGUACAAGCCCCUUGUAGAUGUCAAACAUCUGCUGCUGUAAGAAGUACAUGCUUUAAUCUAGGCAUGUGAUCAGUUUAGUGUGUCUGUGCUUAGACUCAGCAUUACAUUGAAAGCAGUAUCAUUUCUGACCACAACUGACCUGUUACUGUGCAUGCUUCCACCUCAGAGUGAUGUGUGUGACCCUACUGCUGCACUCUCAUUUACCUGUUACCUAGAAAUGCAUUGAAAGGAUCUAUAAACUCUGAAAUUAUCUUUAAUUAGAAUGAAAGAAACUACCAACAGCAAAAAAUAUAUAUUUAAAACAAAAAAGUUCACUCUAGGUGGAUCCUUGUCAUACCUGCAGGAUAUGCCCUGUGAGGACAGUCUGCAAAUGGAGGUUGAUGAAGAUGACAUUGACAUUGUCACAUGUGAGGUGAGGGCACUUGUUUGUACAAUUACUCUCUCUUGCCAUUAACUUUGUAAUGUAACAGUUAUGUGCUCAGGACAUUUGACUUAGAGCUUUUGUCUCAACAUUGACACAAGUCAUACUGCAUAUUUUGUACUCUGGACAGUAUUUUAUAGCUUUUCCUGUGGCAGUCGUGGUAAGGACGCCAUUGUCCGUUGGCUACAUUUAUUGACACUCUAAUAAUGAGGGAUAUGGGAGCCUCAAAUACUAGCGAUCUCUUGGCAAGCAUGAAAAACUGAGCAAACUGGACAGCCAGGCCACCCUUAAUUAUUAUGACGAUAAUUAUGCUGCUGCUGACGAUGUUGUAUUUACUUUAUUGAGUUCAAUAAUCUUUGGCCUUUCCAGCUCUUAAUCAGGGGAUGUGAAAUAUUUUAUUUACAAGAAAAAUCUUCCUUUUUGAGCUAUGAAAAAGGAAAGCAAAGGGGUUUUCAUUUUUGCCCAAACCCUUAUAAACAGUAACUGCAUCUUUGAAAGUGUUUUUGUCCCAUAAUCUGGAAUUGCUUUAAGAAAGACAGCAGGUAUGCUUUUUACAUGCAUAUAAAUUUUAUUUUGGCAACUUUGGAACCUUUAGGAUAAAACAAGUGAUCAUUCAGAUGAUACUAUUGAUGGAGGUUACAUUACGGGAAAGAGUUCACCAGAUCCUGAGUUUUGCCAGGUAAUAAUUAUGAUUAUUAUAAAAUUUUGUGUAUCAUACAUUCAACAGAAUAUUAUAGUUAACGUUUUCCUUAAUCCAUUUCAAGGCCUGUAUUGAGUCAGAAAGAAUGCUUUAUUUUUUUUUGAUCCUUGAAACUAUUAGGAAAUUCAAGAUGGUUAUACAAAAUUUAAUGAUGACCAUGAAUUUUGCAUCACUGAAAAGAGUGCACCUUGUCUUGAUUCUUGCAUGGUAAGAUGGUACUUUAAAAUUGUUUAUAAAUUAGAGGGUGUUUUAAUUGUUUUAAAUACAAUUGAGUGGGUUUCAAAUGUGAGGCAUUGCUGGCUGGUUCUAAGAUUUCAAGAAAAUUGCCAAGGAGAAGGAAAGGGCGCAAAGAAAGUCAGUUUUACAGCUUGUCAUUCAGGCAAGCUGCAGGUAGCGUGUACUAGUCCAAGGGUCAUUUUAACUAGCUCUAAUUUUUUUUUUAGAUGAGCAGGAUUGAUUACAGUUCUUCUGUAAGUUGAAUUCCCUAUAAUAGCUUCGCUUGCCUGUCUGGCAAGUUAAGAACAGAAUUCACUAGCCCGAUAGCAAAAUCCACUAGUCCCGGGCUAACGGACACAAGUUUCUUUGCACGCUGUUGAGGUUGGCUUGUUCAAAGGGCAAGUACAUGUACAAAAUCUUUUUCAAGUCCUGGAUAUCCAACCAGUUUGAUCAUCAAUUUGAUUCCCAUCAUGGAUUCUGACUUUUCUGAUAUUUUCUUUUUUCUUUUUUCUUCUGUGGGCUUUAAUCUUUCCAUAAGGUUUAAUUUUGUUACAUCCAUAAAAAUCAUUUCCUUGAUGUUUCUCAUGCACUCAUUUCCCAAAUGAUGACACCACCUAACUGAACAGUUUUAUAAUUUUUUUUGUUGUACAAGUACAUUAAUUUGUCCUUGAAAAUACUUUACCUGACUUUUGAAUAUUCUUAAUUCACUUCUAGGAAAGGGAUGGACCAAUAAGGGAUUGUUCUCCCAACAUUAUAGUACCGGUAACUACUCCAAAUUCCUCUGAGGUAAUGAACUGUCAGGGAAUAUAAUCAAUUGCCUUUGUUUCUUCUGUGAAGAAUUUUUAUUGGCCAUUUAUAAUAGCGAAAUUGAGACUGUGGUAAUUUCUUAUCACACUUUCCUAUGCUUCAAAAACAAUCUAUUUUUUUUAGAUUUCUACCAAAAUAGCUAUUAGUAUCAUUUGGUCCCUUUUUAGUACUCUUCGAAAAACAGAAUUUUGCUGCAGACAAUUCAGAAUGGUCCAUGAUGUAGAAAAUCUGCUAAACAAUACUGUAUUUCUACCAGACUUUGGCUGGAUGUUUGCUAUUAAUCUUGAGUUGACCAGAGCCCAGUAUAGCUGUAGACGUAUACAUCCUCUGGGCUAAGGGGGGCUGACGAGGAGAGUUCUUUUGAGUGAUUAGACCCAAAAACUAAGACUUUCCCUCUCUUUUUAAAGGACAUUGUAGAGACUCCAUUGCCACCUAAAGUUGUAAAUGGCUCACUCAAACGAAAGUCAGAAAUGAAGGAACUCAAAAUUCCUUUGAAGGUAAGUUAAUAUUAUUAGAGUAAUAUCAACUUGUGAGCAUAUGGAAAACUAAUCUUUUCUCCAAGAGGAUUUGUUUAUAUAAUAUAGUAACGAAUUAAACUCUAUUUCACUUUUGAAUCUGGCAAUCACAAAGUUGGUUGUGUCAUAAAGACUUAAACAUGGAUCUUAAAGGACCUUGAUGCUGCAGACCCCUGUCUCUUUCAGAUUUUGAUACCAUGCUGGAACCAGUAGGGUGCAGAAUGUCAUUCUUGGCAAGGGGGUUCCAUCUUCACCUAUAUCUAAGUUAAAGAAAUUUCAGUCAAGGAGGAUAGAACCACUUAUUAUCACUUGCCCAUGACUUUGCAAGGACACUUUCACAGCCAUUGUUAUCAAACUUAAACAAGUUACCCACUUCUGCCUCUUCCCAAACACUACCCAAAUCUGCAACACCAACACUGUGACUAAUGCUUCGGCAUUUGUUGAAACUAAGAGUCUUAAAAACCAGCUUCAUAAGAGCUGGGGAUUUGCAAGCAAAUCCUGAGCUAAACAGUCCUUUGGUUAAGAGUCUUUGACCUAAAACUGAAGUAAUAAUAGUGUUUCAUUUCUGUUUUUCCAACCUUGUGACAGCAGAUUUUAUUACUUGGAAACGUUUCAGUGUUGACUACCAGUUUCUGUUUUUUUUUCUCUAUCUCCCUGGGUGACUUCCUACCUUAAUGAUAAUGCUAAGCAUUAAUUCAAUAGCAUCAUUGUUUCCCUUCUAGAUUCUAUGGUCAUUAGCAACCUUUUGUGCUUUUGCAUUCUGUUUAUUCCCAGAAACUGAGAGUUACUACAAAUUGUGUUAAUAAGAAACUGGAACUUGAAGAAGAUGAGUACAUCUGUAAGUUAUCAACAGUCAUUGUUUCUUUUGAUAGUGAAGCACAAAAAUUUGUUGGCAAUAUCAUAAACUGCAAAUUUGUUGAUGGGCUCAUCACUUUCUCUCAUAAAGUAGGCUGACACUGAUUCCAUUCCAAAACGAAAUCAAUGGUUUGAAAGUCUAACGAACACGCUGACAACAGGUUUCCUCCAGAUUUGGGCACAUAGGUCAGUCAAGUGUGACUACAAAAAGGAAUAUAACCAUUUGAUGUAAAAUACCAGCAGAUGCCGAUUUAGGUGAACAUUUUGGCCCUCUGUUAUCUGUUAUUAGAGGUCAGUAAUGAACGAUGUACCACCCACUGGCACAAAGUUAAAAAAACUUCCAAAGUGGUCAGUGUUUUGCAGGUCACUUGCAGAAUUGCCUACGGCACUUGCUCUGGACAUGUUUGUACAUAUUCAAAGCAAGUCAUUUAUUGCAAUAGAGAAGGUGGUAAGUUAAACGCUGAUAAUUGCAAAUAAAACUCCGACGUUUUGGCAAUGCUGCCUUAUGGGAGUUCUUUAUAGCGUAAAAUUUGAAAAUGCGCGCGUAAAAACAAGCGAGUGUGCGCGUGCGCAAGUCUCGUGAAAGAGAAAUCUUGAUUGAGUCCACCUGGCGCGAGGGUGUCAAAAUUGUGAAUAAAGCGCAUCGCCUCGCGUCUUCUCUUGUCUUUUUCGCGUAGACCAGCUCUAAUCACGGAUACUUGCAUGUCCUCCAGCUGGUGGCCAUUCCCAUAAAAUGGGCAGGCACCGGCAGGGCCACUUUCUUCUUAAUAACGUCCAAACGGUGCUCCCGAAAACGGUCGCCAAGCCUACGGCCUGUCUCUCCUAUGUAAACUACCCCAGGGCAUUUGCGGCACGAAAUACAAUAGAUCAGUUGGCUGGAGAUGCAUGUAAAAAACCCUGAGAUUUUGAUCUGCCCUUGUGUAGUGGUAAUUCGGUCAGAGGAGUUAAUGAAGGGACAGGUCCGGCAGUCACGUCUAUUACAAGGAAAAGUGCCUCUCUGACGUUGGAGAACCUGCGGUAAGGAGCUAUGAACGAGAAGAUCUUUCAGGUUUUUAGCGCGACGGAAGGCUUUAAGCGGCGGUUUGUCAAAUGUGACCUUGAUGCUAUCGUCAUCCUGUAGACUGGUAUAAUUUCGCAGUAGGAUAUUACAGACGGCGAUGUUCUUAGGAUAGUAUGUAAUGACCAGUGGGGAUCGGUCGGCCGCAGUGCAGUUACUACCGUGGCUGGUGACUAAUAGGUCAGCCCUCUGUCUUUCUUCCGCUCGGAGACGUGCUCUUGAAAUUAGGUCAUGGGGGUAACCACGUGCAGCAAAAAAGGUCUCCAUGGUUGUGGCCUCACUUUGAAAAACGUCGUCUUCACUGCAGAUCUUUCGCAGCCGUAGAAACUGAGUAUGUGGUAUGGACAAUUUACACUUGGAUGGAUGUGACGACCCGAAGUUCAGAUAUGAAUGGCUGUCAGUGUCUUUGUAAUAAAUCGAUGUCGAUAGGCGGUCGUCACAGGGUGUCAUAAAAAUGUUUAGGAACGGGAGUUUGUCAGAUGAGAUAGACCACGUGUAGACAUGCUUAGGAUGGUACUUCGAAGCAAAGUCAAGACACUGCUGUAGGUCUUGUUCACUGCCCGAGGCUGCGCCCGCUACGUCGUCCAUGUAUCUCUUAUACAAAUCAGGCUUCCUACCAGUGUUUUCGGCUAGCAUCCUCUCUUCAACAUAGCCAACGAAGAGACAUGCGUAGUUUGGCCCUAAUCUGCUACCCAUUGCCACGCCGCCUAGUUAUUUGUAAUAUUCGCCUUUGAACUCAAAGGUGUUGAGGGUCAGCACCAAUUCAGCCAUGCGAACAAGAGUAUCAGUUGGUGGGUCUUUGACCUCCCUCUUGUCCAGGAAAUAUUUCAGCGACACCAGACCUUCUUCAUUGGGAAUGACUGUAUACAGUGAUUUGAUGUCCAUUGUGUCUUUCACGUGACUCUCCAGGCCGCGUACGAAGGGAGCUGUUACCUUGUCGAGAUAUAAAGCUAAUUUCUCUGUAGGACAUGCGUAAGCGGAGACAGUUGGCCGCCCAGGGUUGCCAGGUUUGUGUAUCUUAGCCAACAAAUAAAAUUUAGAAGUACGAGGACAUUCAGCAACAAGGCUAGUUGCUGAUGGUGGAAGUUGUUUGAACGGACCAAAACCCUGCGUUCCCCGGUAGCAUCCUCGGCUAUUUGCUGGUAAAACCGUUCGUCGGAUAGCUUUUUUUAAAGCCUCAGUCAAGUAGAGGUCUUUACUCCAAACUACAAAAGCCCAACCUUUGUCGGCAGGUCGGAAUAUAACGUCGGUUCUACUUCGCAGUCUCCGUAAGGUCUCUUGUUCUCCCGGAGUAAGGUUGCACCGCGUAGGUUUUCGUUUGAAGACUCGUUGGUUUCCUUCCCUGCAAAAUUUGUCAAUAUAGUGGUCCAAGGCUGACAACUGACUUGGUUGAGGAGUCCACUUACUCCGCUUGGGUUUUAAGGAUUCGAAAAUAUCAUCAUUAGGUCUGCUUGGUUGGUCAGUUUCGUUAAUGGAGUCACCAUCAGGACCAGAGGAAACGCCAUCACAGCGGUAUGAAAGAUUGUCAUUCGUGACUUCACUUGGGGCGUCACUACCGGUCGUAACUCUGGAUGAGUGAAAUGCGCUUUAAGGCGUAGGCAUCUGAAUAAUUUCUCAGUAUCUUCUUUAGAAGUGAAUUCAUCCGUAGUGGGCGUUGUGGGUAUAAAAUUUGUCCCCUUUGCCAGCAGAGAUCUUUCGUCCUCAUCCAAAGGAAGAUCUUCAGGUAUUCCAACUACCAAUCAAACUGUGCUCUGGCUGUUGUCUUGUAAAACGGUAUUCAUAGUUUUUUUGUGACGUGUAUAACGGGCUGGUUGGGUUGUUGCUAAACGUGAGAACUUUUCCUCUUUGAUGGCAGAUAUUUGAUCAUAUAAACGUCUAGUAAGUCUUUGAAUCAAAUACGUUAAACGUGAAUAUGAUCUAGUAUCGCAAAGUGAGGUAAGGUCAUUACGACAAUUCUGAAUGUCAACAGAGAGAUUGUAGCAAAGAUGUUUCAUUGAUGUUAUCGUCAGACGCAUAAGACAGCAAGAAGAAGCGAAGAUAAAGGCUCUUACUUGACACCCUCGCGCCAGGUGGACUCAAUCAAGAUUUCUCUUUCACGCGACUUGCGCGCGUGCACACUCGCUUAUUUUUACGCGCGCAUUUUCAAAUUUUCAAAUUUUCCGCUAUAACGAACUCGCAUAUUUUCCCUGAUGAAGGCAGCAUUGCCGAAACGUCGGAGUUUUAUUUGCAAUUAUCAGCGUUUAACUUACCACCUUCCCACUUUUAACACACACAAACGCUACGCAGGAACCCCCUUUAUAUGUACUAAAACAGAACCUUGCCAUGGCUGUUUUGGACUGAGCAUGGCCUUGCAGGCCCAUUUCGCAUGCAACCAAAAACAAACCAAUUCUUGAUAAUAACAUAUUUUCUUGCAGUCUGUAGCAAAUGCGACAAACUGCAAAUAGGUGCUUGCUCAAUUCACUCUGCUCUGCAAUGGAUGAAGGAGAAUUCAAAUGUUGUGAUGUCAGAAGGGUUGACAAAAGCAAGAGCUACAAUUCCCAAAAACAUGGAAUUGAAAUCUUCUAGUAUUCCAGGUAAAAGCUUGCUUUUAGUUUUGUCUUUGUUGGCUUAUAUGCGUUAAAUCUAAAAUGCAGGGCAUUUUGAGAGUGGCUAAAUGUCAGAUGAAAUCUAACUUUGUGGUCUGAGACGACAACUGGAACAGGCUCUCACAACAUUCAGAAAGAGGCUCUCCUUUUGAUGGUGAAAAAUUACAGAUUAUUCACAGAAGAAAACCUCAGCGUAUUGUAUACCCGACGUUACCGUUUCUGUUGUAGAAUGCGCAUUAACCUGUCAAGUGUGCUCGAAACAGAACUGUUAAUCAUUAUCUGGUUCGUUUUUUAGAUGCUGGCCUGGGAAUUUUUGCCUUGGAGAGGUUUGAAAGUGAUGUAGUGUUUGGCCCGUAUUGGGGUGAAAAGAUAGACGUGGCAAAUGUAACACCUAACAUGGAUCAGGGCUACAUGUGGGAUGUAAGAGGCUUAUUAUUGUCGUUAAAGUUGUCCCUUCAUGCAAAAGUUCAUUUUCCCGCUAGAUGUACCUUUCCAUGAUAUUUGUCACAAGCGUAAACCUCUCAUUUUGGACAUUUCCUUGAUGAUGAAGGCUAUUUACGUCAUGUUAUGAUAUCCCGGUCGGUUAGUGAAAACCAGAAGACACCAAAACUGGUAGUUCAUUGAAUGCACGAAUGUAAUUUCUUACUGUUUUCAAACCACGGUUUAAAGUGCGUAAAAAGAUAGGGAAGCAUACGAUCCACUAGCCUAGUACUAUCCGUCACUACAGGUACCUCCUAUAAGCACCUUUGUAUCGAGAGAGAGAGCGAGUCAAUGGGCCUUUUUUCUUGUUUCCAAUCUACUAGCUGUGUUUCUCUGUUAAAGAGAAUAAUGAUUUUUUUAGUAGAAGGUGACAUCCUUUUUUGGUUUACAGCUGUACAUCAAUACUGUUCGUUUUCCCUUCUUUAUUUACAGAUAAUUGAACGUGGACGUGUCACCCAAGUUGUUGAUGCUCGGGACGAGAGUCACAGUAAUUGGCUGCGUUUCGUCAACUGUGCUCGCAAUGAAGAUGAACAAAAUCUAGUGGCUUUUCAGUAUAGAGGUGAUAUUUACUACCGCGCGUACAAGGUGAUCGAACCGGGUAUGGAGCUCCUUGUGUGGUAUGGAGAUAGAUACGCCUGUGACUUGGAUAUCCUGAACAAAGAAAAGAAACCCGCAGGUCUGUGUCUGAGAAAAGUUAAUGUUAAUAACCAAAUGAAAGAUCAGCAAGUUGGCGUAAUGGGCUUAACUCUGUUGCUACUAAAUUUCUGCAAACCAUGCGUUAAACGACGUCAAAAUUUGCUCAUUACUUAUAGAUGUUGUCUUUUUUUUUGCCCAUGAAAGGCUUACCUCUACUGACUGUAAACGUGAACAGGCAUUGGCGCAUGCUUUGCUAGUUUAAGGCUGGCUUGACAGUGACUGCAUGUCCAAACUGAAGCUUUUUUUUAAAAAAAAAAACAUCACUCUCAUUACUCUCCAAGCUAACGUUUAUUAUCACAUUUACAUCACUGCUGAUUUGCCAACUAUAUACUUCCCAGUACUAGGAUUUAUGCUGCAUGUUCGAUACGUGAACGGUGUUUAAAGGCCUUCCCCGCGUAUCUUCUGUGCCUUAUCGGUAGAGCAUGGAGGCACGUAAUCAGAGGGCCAGGAGAUCGGUUCCAUACCUGUCGGCCUAGGCUUAAUCCUAACAGUAACUUAAGAACACCUUUCUUACGUUUUAGAUGGUCCUGUACAAUGUCAGAAGUGUUUCAUGAUCUGCUCAGGGCCUAGUUCGCUGGCCAGUCACAACAAAUUCCGUUGCCAGAUGAGCAGUGAACAUCACCUUUGGCGCUGCAUGCACUGUGACAGAAGCUUUAAGACACCAAGUUCGCUUCAUUUUCACAAGAACAUUCAUAAAGGCAUAAAACCUUUCUCAUGUAAACUUUGUGGUGCGGUUUUCUCGUUCCCUGCGUCCCGAAAAAGGCACUACGCUCAACAGCACGGGCAGUGGGAGGCUCUCAGUUGCAAGCCAUGUGACAAAGUUUUUGCAAAUAAGAAUGCCCUCGACGCACACGAAAAGAAUUAUCAUAAUCCAGGUGAUUACAAAUGCCAAGCCUGUGGCGAGUGUUUUACCUCUGGGAUUAGUUUAUCCAACCACAAAAGAGCACAUGAAAGAUCAGAAGCGCAGAAUGUUUGUUCGAUUUGCAAGAAGAGAUUCGCUCAUUCCUCCACCCUUGCGAAGCACUUACGAGAGAAGCACCCAAGGGUAAAGAUUUAUAGAUGUGGAAAAUGUGGAAAGUUUUGUUCAGAUAAACGCCGCUUAGCACUACACUUUGCCGUCAAGCACUCGACAAAACAUGGCAACAGAUUUUUCUUCAGUGAUGACCGCCAGGCAGUACCCUUACGUGGGAAUUCGUCGGUGAAACAGAAAAGCGCGGUGAAAUGCGAAUUUUGUUUGAAAGCUUUUCCUACUUUAGCUCUUAUGAAUCGUCAUAGAGCUGCCCAUUUUAGAACCAAAAAUCCAACAUUGCCCGUUGCUACUUAUGACCAUCACGCGGUGCCAUCAAGUGAAAGUCGUGACAUUAACGGGCACAGCAGUAAGGACCUAAAAUGUAAAAUGGGAAACUUUGCUUGCAACGUUUGCGGCAAGUCAUUUCGAAAGAAGCUGUCUUUAAACGCACACAAAGCUUCCCAUUCUAGAACGAGACGUCCAGCAUUGUCCGCUGCUACUUAUGUCCAACCCGCAGUGCCAUCAAGUAAAAGUCGUGACAUUAACGGGCACAACGGUAAAACCUUAAAACGUAAAAUGGGAAAAUUUGCUUGCAACGUCUGCGGCAAGUCAUUUCAAAAGAAGCCGUCUUUAAACGCACACAAGAGCCAUCACAGUUUUAAACGGAUAGCAUCUCCAUUGAGUGAUUCUCGCAGUGGCAUUCAUUCACGAAAGUGCAUCAGAACGUUUAGUUGCAACGGGCAUAACAGUAAAGACCUACGAAAAAGUAAAAUGGGGAAAUUUGCUUGCAACGUCUGCGGCAAGUCAUUUCAAAAGAAGCUGUCUUUAAAGGCACACAGAGCUUCCCAUUCUAGAACGAGGCAUCCAACAUUGCCCGCUGCAACUCAUGUCCAACCCACAGUGCCAUCAAGUGAAAGUCGUGACAUUAACGGGCACAACGGUAAAACCUUAAAACGUAAAAUGGGAAAAUUUGCUUGCAACGUCUGCGGCAAGACAUUUCAAAAGAAGCCGUCUUUAAACGCACACAAGAGCCAUCACAGUUUUAAACGGAGAACAUCUCCAUUGAGUGAUUCUCGCAGUGGCAUUCAUUCACGAAAGUGCAUCAGAACUUUUAGUUGUAACAAGUGCACUAAGUCAUUCCUCACGGAGAGAUCACUGCGAUCACACAAGACCCACCAUAGUAGAUUCAAUAACACAUCACCAGAUCCUGCCACUAAAGAACAGAAUGGUGUUAGAGGAUUGAACACCCGCAAGGAACACCUUCUGACAAGUUCCUUGUUGAGAAAACAAUCAAACGCGAGUACUUUUCCAACGAGUAAACCAAGAGUAUUCAUAUGUGGGGUUUGUGGAAAGAAAUUUCUUGACAAAAAAAAUCUUCAUCGUCACAAGGGACAUCAUUCCAGGGGAAGUUCUAUCCUCAAUCCAAAGUUGUCAAACACUUACGAAUGCAGUACUUGCUUGGAGUUUUUUCACUCGAGAAGUUCCCUCAAAUGUCACAAGAAUCGUUUGCACGAAGCAGUAGAUGCUGCAUCCUUUGUUUGUCCUUUCUGUGACUUGAGAUUUUCAUCUAGGGAAGAUCUUUGGAUGCAUAAGCAAGACCUACACAGCACGGCAGACCCUUUCACUUGUAUCCGCUGUGAUGGUCGGUUUGGAACAAAACGCACUCGUGAUCGUCAUGUAUGCCCUGGAAAGGAAAACUGCGACAAGGAGACCUCGGUGAAACAAAAGGCUACUGUCGAGUCGAAGUCAGCUCUUGAUUCAGGUCGUCAAGAAACUCAUGAAUGUAAGACAUGCCUACAGACGUUUCCAUCCACACGCUCCUUGAGUAACCACAAGCGUUCUCAUGCGGGUGUAACUAGUCCUUGUGUAUGUUCCAUCUGUCACAAGGGGCUUUCCUCUAAAAGGAGUUUGCUGAGACACAAACAAAGUCAACACAGUUCGACCAAUUUUUUAGUUGAAAACAAAUUACGUUCCAUAGGUGAAGGCAUUAAACAUAACAGCAACAGUGAAGUGAACACGUGUUGCAAAACAACAGAGCGUUUCCGUAGCGCCGAAGCAUUGUCCGGUACUCGCGAUUGUAUAGAGCACAGUGCCUCGAAGCAAGGCGUUGGACAAUCGUCAGAGAAAACGGCUUCGCCACCCAAGAAAACUCAACCAUCAAGAAAUAACGAACAAAGCUUGGAGCCAAACGGAGAAGGCACCGUGGGCUUAUGGAAUUGCCUUUACUGCGAAAAGCAAUUUAAAAGUGACAAUGUCUUGCGAAGACACUCCAGGGAACAACACGGUACGACAAAAUGGAUAGAGUAUGAAAAGGAGGCUGCCCGAUCUUUCAAGUGCCCGUAUUGUGUCGAAGAAUUUAAAAGUCUCUCUGGAAAACAUCAGCACGUUAAGGAAAAGCACCACACUUGUAACUAUCCACCUUUUUCGUCUGGAAGCCAAAGCACUCGUCCACAUUUUGGCCCAUACAGCAAAGAAUAUCCAGCAAAGAUGCCGUUCAGCUGGGAUACUAGCCGACCAAUGAAUUCAAGCGAAACAGCAACGAAGGGAGCAUUGAAAUGUCAAUAUUGUGUCAAAGGUUUCUUCAACGCAAGUAGUCGCUACAAGCACAUCGUGAUUGUUCACAGUGGCCGGUUUGGAACAAAACGCACUCAUGAUCGUCAUGUAUGCCCAGGAGAGAAAAACCGCGACAAGGAAACCUCGUUGAAACAGAAGACAACUGUCGAGUCGAAGCCAGCUCUUGAUUCAGGUCGUCAAGAAACUCAUGAAUGUAAGACAUGCUUACAGACGUUUCCAUCCACACGCUCCUUGAGUAACCACAGGCGUUCUCAUGCGGGUGUAACUAGUCCUUGUGUAUGUUCCAUCUGUCACAAGGGGCUUUCCUCUAAAAGGAGUUUGCUGAGACACAAGCAAAGUCAACACAGUUCAACCAAUCGUUUUGUUGAAGACAAAUUACGUUCCAUAGGUGAAGGCAUUAAACAUAACAGCAACAGUGAAAUGAACACGUGUUGCAAAACAACAGAGCGUUUCCGUACCGCCGAAGCAUUGUCCGGUACUUGCGAUUGUAUACAGCUCCGUGCGUCAAAGCAAGGCGAUGAAGAAUCGUCACAGAAAACGACUUCGCCACCCAAGAAAACUCAACCGUCAAGAAAUAACGAACAAAGCUUGGAGCCAAACGGAGAAGGCAUCGUGGGCUUAUGGAAUUGCCUUUACUGUGAAAAGCAAUUUAAAAGUGACAGUGGCUUGCGAAGACACUCCAGGGAAAAACACCGUAGGAAAAAGUGGAAAGAGUAUGAAAAGGAGGCUGCCCGACCUUUCAAACGCUCGUAUUGUGACGAAGAAUUUAAAAGUCUCACUGGAAAACAGAUGAUGUCUCCUGCCGAAGAGAUGGGGUCAAAAUCUUCUGAUCAAUCGCUAGAACUGGAAAAUGCCGUUGGCCAGACCGUUGAGAGUGACGUCCCUUUUGGCUGCUUUAGGCCGGUUUCAACCUCUGCUUCACAGCCAUCCACUAAACUGAAAGCAUUUCAGUGCGAUUACUGUUCAAAGCGGUUCCAUACGUGCAGUGUAAUGUACAAGCACUACCUUCUUGUUCAUUCCAGGUUUGGUAAUUUGGGAGAACAUGAUUUUGUUCGACCAAUGGCGUGCCCGACCAAGAAGCCAUCGCACCCGCCAGUACCCAUCCCUACGGGUACGAUAAACCCAAAGGAUAGUGACCUAGUUUCACAAGGCUAUGCAGGUGGUCUGGGACAUAGUCCUCUUCAUGUCAACUUCCCAGAUAUAGUAUCUACUACUGAGGAAGACAUGGAUUCGUUCGCAUGCAGAAUUUGUGCCAAGCUCUUCCAGACCAAAAUUGACUGGACCGCUCACGUCAAUGACGAACACAAUGGUGUUGAACGAGUGCCACGUGGGAUCUGUAAUCCUUCAAGACCAGUUUUAAGACCAAUUUCGGUUUCUUUCGAAAACAAUAGCGUGCGACUACCGAGAAAGAGAGGGGUCACUUGCAGACAAAUCAGCAAUGACAAAGAAGUGUGUGCGAAGAACAUGGCCACACCCAAUCACGUCGUGUGUCUUCCCACAAUGCCGGCUAUCUCUAACACGUUGCAAUGCGACAUUUGUUUUCUCUUUUUCAGUAGAAAGGACUGUGUUUCACGUCACAAGAAGAGCAAGCAUUGCGAUGACACACCAUUUCAAUGUAAUAAUUGCGGGUAUGCUUCCAAAAGAAAUGACCAUAUGGUAUAUCAUUAA
Messenger RNA from Porites evermanni, 19477 nucleotides. Lineage: Eukaryota; Metazoa; Cnidaria; Anthozoa; Scleractinia; Poritidae. The record is from the annotation of a GenBank genome assembly.